Messenger RNA from Alexandromys fortis (reed vole), 1392 nucleotides. RefSeq names its product forkhead box L2 (gene Foxl2). NCBI's taxonomy places the organism in Eukaryota, Metazoa, Chordata, Mammalia, Rodentia, Cricetidae. Bases 138 to 1259 code for a protein of 373 amino acids. Gene Ontology annotation, biological process: regulation of transcription by RNA polymerase II; anatomical structure morphogenesis; cell differentiation. The transcript has a single exon. The record is from RefSeq and is a predicted model, not a curated record. Gene Ontology annotation, molecular function: DNA-binding transcription factor activity, RNA polymerase II-specific; RNA polymerase II cis-regulatory region sequence-specific DNA binding.
AGGCCUCCGGUUCCCGCAGCCUGCAGAAGUUGGAAGCUCAGCUGCGAGCGCUCACUCCUGCGCCCGCCUGCAAGGCGAGCCUGCGCCCGGAGAGCACAGCCCCGGGACGGCCCGGCCGAGGAGCUCCGGCUUUUGUCAUGAUGGCCAGCUACCCCGAGCCCGAGGACGCCACGGGGGCCCUGCUGGCCCCGGAGAACGGGCGCACAGUCAAAGAGCCUGAGGCGCCACCGCCGAGUCCGGGUAAAGGCGGCGGGACAGCACCCGAGAAGCCGGACCCCGCGCAGAAGCCCCCGUACUCUUACGUGGCUCUCAUCGCCAUGGCGAUCCGCGAAAGCGCCGAGAAGAGGCUCACCCUGUCGGGCAUCUACCAGUACAUCAUCGCCAAGUUCCCGUUCUACGAGAAGAACAAGAAGGGUUGGCAGAAUAGCAUCCGCCACAACCUCAGCCUCAACGAGUGCUUCAUCAAGGUGCCGCGCGAGGGCGGCGGCGAGCGCAAGGGCAACUACUGGACGCUCGACCCGGCUUGCGAGGACAUGUUCGAGAAGGGCAACUACCGGCGCCGCCGCCGUAUGAAGAGGCCCUUCCGGCCGCCGCCAGCGCACUUCCAGCCGGGAAAGGGGCUCUUCGGGUCCGGAGGAGCGGCGGGUGGCUGCGGCGUAGCGGGAGCGGGGGCGGAUGGCUAUGGCUACCUGGCGCCGCCCAAGUACCUGCAAUCGGGUUUUCUCAACAACUCUUGGCCCCUGCCGCAGCCGCCCUCGCCCAUGCCCUAUGCCUCCUGCCAGAUGGCUGCGGCCGCUGCAGCAGCUGCGGCAGCCGCUGCAGCAGCCGGCCCGGGCAGCCCCGGUGCAGCCGCGGUGGUCAAGGGGCUGGCUGGCCCCGCCGCUUCCUACGGGCCGUACUCGCGUGUGCAGAGCAUGGCGCUGCCGCCCAGCGUCGUGAACUCCUACAACGGUCUGGGAGGCCCUCCCGCUGCGCCCCCACCGCCGCCACCGCACCCCCACCCGCACCCUCACGCACACCAUCUGCACGCCGCCUCCGCACCCCCGCCAGCUCCGCCACACCACGGGGCUGCCGCGCCACCCCCGGGUCAGCUCAGCCCCGCCAGUCCGGCCACCGCUGCACCCCCGGCCCCCGCGCCCACCAGCGCGCCGGGCCUGCAGUUCGCCUGCGCCCGGCAACCCGAGCUCGCCAUGAUGCAUUGCUCUUACUGGGACCACGACAGCAAGACGGGAGCGCUGCACUCGCGCCUGGAUCUCUGAGUGGCACCGUGUGCGGGAGCGGCCCCGGAGUGGAGGAGCCGAGCUCGGGUCGUAGCCGCAGCAGCCAUCCGGACAGCACACACUCCGGGACAGCCUUUUGAGCCAGAGCCCUAGAGCCUUCUGCGCGUCCUCG